UACUGCGAUUAUCGGAACAUAAAACCGGUGCCGGCGGCAUUUCAAUGUGCCGAUAUUCUGUGGCACCGUCAGAAAAAUCACCGCUUCUAACUCCAGACUGUUUAUUUGACGGACUGGAACCGUUAAAAGUGAGGGGCGGAGAAAAGCGGUGAUUGGCUGUCGGUUGUCAUGUGAUGCGAGGGUCAUGACCUUGCGCUCGUUUAACAGAAAUGAAUUUUGAAGAAGAUCUAAUGCCCAGGCAAUUGCCUGUGGACGACUGGGAUACCAUUGAAGACUUUGACCCUAGUGUACCACCCAGAACACCUCAAGAAUACUUGAAAAGAGUCCAGAUUGAAGCAUCAAGAUGUCCUGAAGUAGUAGUGGCAAAAAUUGACCCAAGAAAGUUGAAAAGGAAUCAGACAGUGAAUGUUUCACUUUCUGGAUGUCAACCUGCCCCCGCAGGAUUUUCUCCCAGUCUCCGAUGGCAGCAGCAGCAAGUAGCUAAUUUUUCAAUCCUUCGACAGAGUAUAGCUAAACACAGGGAUCAUUGGAAGUCACAGCCUUUGGAUAGUAAUGUAAUGCUGCCAACACCUGAUGACGAAGAAGGAUGGAAAAAAUUCUGUCUUGGAGAAAAAUUGUACUUGGAUUCAUCUGUAUCACCAAUCACUGAUGAGCCUGAUAACCCAGGCAUUGACUAUGUGCAGGUGGGAUUUCCUCCCUUGUUGAGUAUUGUCAGCAGAAUGAGUCAGCCCACAGUAUUUAAUGCCCUGGAAUAUCUAAUCAACUGGUUUGGAGAUAAAAAAUUAUAUCCAGAAUUAGGCAGAUGGCUGUAUGCAUUGUUAGCCUGUAUAGAAAAGCCACUACUACCUGAGGCUCAUUCUCUUAUUCGACAGCUGGCUAGAAGAUGUUCUGCAGUUCGUGCUAAGCUAGAAAACCCAGAAGAAACAGAAUUGUCAGCAGUGAAUUUACUGAUUUGUUUAGUUGCCAGGUAUUUUGAACAGAGUGACCUCGCAGAUAAUGAUUGACGUGAUUACAUUCUGGAAUAGAAUUCUAGCUAUAAUUUUCAACAUUGCUUAUUAUGUUAGCAUCUUUACUUUUUUAAUGUAGACCUUUCUAUUUUGCUGGCACAAACUUAAAUGUCUUAAAUUUUUUUGAGGAUAUUAAACGAUCUUGCAGGAGAAUAUGUAGAUCUACAAGAUAAAAUGAUCAAAGAUUAAAAACUAAUUGUGUCAAAUAGCUUUGUUUUAAAUAAAUAAUUUGACUAGUU
Messenger RNA from Carcharodon carcharias (great white shark), 1246 nucleotides. It is a transcript of the gene gemin2, whose product is annotated as gem (nuclear organelle) associated protein 2. Lineage: Eukaryota; Metazoa; Chordata; Chondrichthyes; Lamniformes; Lamnidae. The record is from RefSeq and is a predicted model, not a curated record. The transcript is spliced from 11 exons. The coding region runs from base 210 to 1004 and encodes 264 amino acids. Gene Ontology annotation, biological process: spliceosomal snRNP assembly; spliceosomal complex assembly. Gene Ontology annotation, cellular component: SMN complex; spliceosomal complex; nucleus.